AUGUUCAAGUGGGCGCAGCAGCAGCUCGCCAACGUCGCCGGCACCAAGGAGCCCAUCUAUGGCCCUGAGGCAAUCCAGUCCGUUGCCGUCGAGGCCGAGACCACACCCUAUACCGAGCUCACCCGCGAUGACCUGAAAUGGCAGGCCAUGACCUCGACCAGCGUCGAGACCCAGAGCUUCUACCUCAUGGCUGACAACGGUCAGCUUGGGUUUGCCCAAGUCAUCUAUAGUAACGUGGCGGGCAUCCACACGACCUGCCAGUUCAACUGCAAGCUCUUUAGCCUCGAUUCCUCGAAGCCCCACCUCUGGUGCUCGACCCAGCUCACCAACCCCGACUUCAGCGAGGACAAGAGUAGCUUCUUCGCCGACGACUGCGCCGUCGAGCUCUCCGAGGACGGAACCACCUACACAAUCAAGUCGAUGAAUGACGACCGGGCCAUCGUCAACUUGACCAUCAAGCGGGCCGGUCCCGGCUUCCAGGUCGGCAGGACGGGCAAGACGCUGUUUGGCACCGAUCUCAAGAACCCAUGGGGCACCAUGCGCCAUGCUUUCUGGCCACGCUGCACAGCCGAGGGCACCAUCAGCACCAAGGAGGGGCCGGUCGAUUUCAGGGGCAAGGCCACGUACAUCAUGGCUCUCCAGGGCAUGAAGCCUCACCACGCGGCGGCCAAGUGGAACUUUGUCGACUUCCAGGGUCCCACUUACACGGCUGUGGUGAUGAAUUUUACCACUCCUCCUUCCUACGGCUUGACCGAGGUGACGAUUGGUGGUAUUGUCAAGGAUGGGGAGAUCGUCAUGGCGAACUGCAAGAGCACAGUUACUCACACCAAGUCGAAGAGCGACGGGGAGAACGGGUGGCCCGAGCCCGAGACCAUCAAGUACACUUGGACGGGAACGACCAAGGAUGGCAAGCCGGUCGAGGCUUCGUUGGAGGGUGCUUUGGAGAAGAGGCUCGACAGGAUAGACGUCAUGGCCGAGGUGCCUGGAUUUGUCAAGCAGAUUGUUUCGAGUGCUGCCGGAACAAAGCCUUAUAUCUACCAGUACUACCCCCAACAACAAAAACUCACUCUCAAGAUCAAGGUCGACGGCCAAGAAGUCAGCGAGCAGGGCACCGUCUUUGCCGAGUCCACCUUUAUUUCCGAGUGA
Molecule: messenger RNA, 1146 nt
Organism: Podospora anserina S mat+
Lineage: Eukaryota; Fungi; Ascomycota; Sordariomycetes; Sordariales; Podosporaceae
Exons: 4
Coding region: 1-1146 (381 amino acids)
Biological process (GO): response to oxidative stress
Cellular component (GO): cytoplasm
Source: RefSeq, a predicted model, not a curated record